Molecule: messenger RNA, 326 nt
Organism: Saccostrea cuccullata (small rock oyster)
Lineage: Eukaryota; Metazoa; Mollusca; Bivalvia; Ostreida; Ostreidae
Product: lactadherin-like
Exons: 3
Coding region: 14-274 (86 amino acids)
Source: RefSeq, a predicted model, not a curated record
UUGGGAUUUUGAGAUGUUUAUUUCCACUAUUCUUUUCGUGACCUGUUUGGUCGCCAGCAAUUUUCCGCAAAAAGUCAGAGCCUCGUGCAACCCUAAUCCUUGUUUGAAGGGAGGCAUAUGCAAAGUGCUGGGAAGAGAAAACUCGGAACAAUGGCAAGUGGAAUGUAGAUGUCCCCUUCCAUGGGCAGGUACUUACUGUCAGGAGAUUCUUCUACCACCCUGUCGCUUCAAUCCCUGUCAAAAUGGAGGGACUUGUUACUUUUCCCAGCUGUAGCGUUCUGAAAAAUGUCUGUGUCCUUUCCCUUCCCAUGGCAAUCAUUGUGAAC